AUGGCGACCGCAAACACCCUCCUGACCCCCUUCGCCCGCCCUUCCACCUCCCCCGCGAUCCUGCUCCCCGCCUCAUCGCAUCUGCCCAACACGACGCUGAGCUAUCGCCAGCUCGCUUCCCACAUCGAUUCCCUGCGCCAACAACUCGAAGCUUGGUCAGGAGCAUUGCAAGUUGGGGAUGUGGUCAGUAUGAGCCUGAUCAAUGGGCCCGAGUUUGCGAUCGCUUUCUUGGGUGUCGGCAGUCAUCGGUCAGUUCUCUCCCACGUUCUGACCGACAUUCCUUCCGAGUGAGGACCGCAUCACGUCCUACCGCACACACCACUCAUCGCCAAAGUUUUCUCAACCCCUCCCCUCCAGAUGCGUCGCAGCCCCUUUGAACCCGACCUACAACCCCUCCGAAGUAGCCUUCUACCUCGAAGACACGCAAUCGCGCCUCGUACUCGUCCCUUCGGGAGCGAUCAAAGCGAACCAUUCCGCCGUUCAAGCUGCGAGGAAAUUGAACGUCCCCAUCGCUGAAAUUUCGUUCGAUAGCAAGAAGUUAUCCUUGGACUUUGAGAAGAAGAAUUUACCGGGUAGAGGAAAGAAGGUUGAAGGCAGUGGCCAGCCGAGAGAGGAUGAUGUGGCGCUGGUUUUGCACGUAAGUUUUGCUUAGAGAGGAGCAUUGGAGGCGGCCCCUAUACGGUGAUCCGCGCUUAUGUUCUUCCGUCGCUCACUAUAGACGAGUGGUACGACCGGUCGUCCCAAGGGUGAGUCAGCGAUCUGCGCUGUAGUAACCCUGCGAUCGGAUGACUGAUACCCCAGCAAUCGUCGUGACUCUCAGCCGUGCCCUUGACUCACCUCAAUCUCGCCACGACGAUGCAAAACAUCGUCAACACGUACAAGCUCACCGCGCGUGAUCGCACCUACCUCGUCAUGCCUUUAUUCCACGUCCAUGUGCGUACAGAACGAGUUAAAACUGAACACAAAGAGUAGCGAUUGAUUCUCGUCGACUCUCUUCUUCUCAGGGCCUCCUCGCAGGCUUUUUGGCCCCGCUGCUCUCGGGAGGCUCCGUCGUCAUUCCUCCUAAAUUCUCGGCAGGAACCUUCUGGGCCGAGUUCAUCGGCGCUAAAGCCAAUUGGUACACUGUACAUACCUUCCCCGCUCACUGAAUACCUUUUCUCUCCUUUACCCGUGGAGCUCAUCGAAACCUAAUGUCCAUUCUCCUCAGGCCGUUCCUACAAUCCAUCAAAUCCUGUUGAGUACCAAGUUGCCCAACCCUAUUCCCGACAUCCGUUUCAUCAGGAGUUGCUCGAGUGCUUUGGCUCCUGCCACGUUGGAGAAGGUUCGUUCUCGGGUCUUCGAGACAAGGGACGGAGUACUUGAGCUAAAGCAGUUUGACAUCCCUCGUUCGCAGGUCGAGAAGGCGUUCAACGCACCUGUGCUAGAAGCUUGUACGUCUCAUCAACCCCCCCCCCCCCUUUUUUUGAUGCAAAAUCUCAAGCUAAUACACUCUUCACUAAACAGACGCCAUGACCGAAGCCGCGCACCAAAUGACCUCGAACCCCCUCCCCCCUAUGGCCCGGAAACCCGGAACGGUCGGCAUCGGCCAAGGCGUAUCGAUCCGCAUCCUAUCCCUCUCCGAAGACAAGGACGUCGAAGAAGGCGAAGUCGCGAUCAAAGGGUCGAACGUUACUUUGGGAUAUAUUAAUAAUGAGAAGGCGAAUAAGGAGAGCUUUACAAAGGAUGGGUACUUUAGGACGGGCGAUCGAGGCAAGUUGGAUCCGGAAGGGUACUUGACCCUUACGGGGAGGCUGAAGGAAUUGGUACGUCAAUUCGGCGGGGAUUUUCUUCGCUUCUUUUACUUCUUACUGAUCACGAUGAAGCUGAUACCGUUCAUAGAUCAACCGAGGUGGUGAAAAGAUCUCCCCUCUCGAAGUCGACGCGGCCUUACUCUCCCUCCAAAACGUCAACGAAGCCGUCGCGUUCGGUGUACCCGACCAAAAAUACGGUGAAAAAGUUUGGGCCUGCGUUGUCAUCAAGGCAGGAUCGUAUUUGAAGGAGAAGAAUAUCAUUGAGCAAGUUAGGAAGAAGAUCUCGAGCUUCAAGUGCCCCGAGAAGGUGUUUGUCUUGGAUUCGAUCCCCAAGGGUCCGACGGGCAAGAUCAAUCGACGCAAUUUGGCGGUGAGUCGGAGAUUGAAGAGUGUUCUACGUGUGGGUUGGUCGGGUCCUGAUCUGGGCUUGUGUUGCUUUGUGGUUGCAGACCAAGUUUGCGCAACAGGAGAAGGAGAACGAGGGCAAGGCCAAGCUCUAA
This is a messenger RNA of Microbotryum saponariae, 2290 nucleotides long. The record is from the annotation of a GenBank genome assembly. Lineage: Eukaryota; Fungi; Basidiomycota; Microbotryomycetes; Microbotryales; Microbotryaceae.